Molecule: messenger RNA, 1736 nt
Organism: Cotesia glomerata
Lineage: Eukaryota; Metazoa; Arthropoda; Insecta; Hymenoptera; Braconidae
Exons: 8
Coding region: 148-1473 (441 amino acids)
Source: RefSeq, a predicted model, not a curated record
CUACCGCUAAUUAGGACGCCGAGAGAGUGAUUAGUCGGUUUACCACUGGUUCUCUCCCUCAAGCGAACUCUAUCCAGUUUAUAUAGAUAUCUUGGAAGCGCAAGACAAAGAACUACUACUGACGCUUACUUAAAGUUAUCCCCAACAAUGAAUUCAUUGUUAACAUCUUGUUUUAUUUAUCGUAAAAUAAUUUUACCUUGCAUCGUUAUCACUGGUUUAACGGUCACCAUUAACAAUUGUUUAGUGUCAGUAAAUGGAGAUACUAAAAUACGUAAGCGUUAUUUGGUUCACCCGCCGCCCAGCGACUGGGCAGCUACUAAAAUGCAGUUGAUUGCUGGUCUAGGGUUGCCGAUGGAUGUCGACGUUAGUACGAUCAUCGGGUAUGUUGUCAAAUUCAAUUAUGAUCUCCCUUACAACGCCUCUGAUUUAACGGAGCCUUACAUACGCUAUCAAAGAUCCACUUUUUAUCAAAACCCCGAAGGAUUUAGUUCACGCUGGAAGAUUUACCGGAUGAUCGAGUCAACUUUAGUGGUUUUUAGUUCAGGAAGAAGCUGCCUCUUAAGAGUGAUUUGUGAGACUGCUGCAGUCCCUUUCUCGAGAUCACAAGGAAUUUUACCGCAACUUAUUCAUAUUCUCCUCACCCCUUCGCUGACCGACGAAAAAUAUCUGGAGCACACGGACCAGGAGUUCAGAGCAGCUGAGUUCAAAGGGAGAAAAUAUCCUAAUGAUUGUCACAAAAUUUUUCCCGAUUGCAUUGAAAGUCCUCUGGAUUAUUUCACGGAGGUAAUUCAAGAGUCGUUAAUCGAGUUUACGGCAAAGAACGAACUACAAGGACUUAAAAAACAUUUACUCGCAAUUCUUGGCUUUGAUUGCGAAUUCACAUUUAUAAUUACAAUGAAAGUUGAAUUAUUUUUUGCGGUUAUUAUUUUCUGGAACAAGAGCUGCAGCCGCGCUAAAAGCGCUUUAAGAGAGGAGAGAAGUCUUAUUUACCCCUCGCCAUCCCAGCUAAUCCUGAUUUUCGGUCUGGGUACGCCCUUGCAGUUGGACCGAGAGAGCGUUAUCGUCGGUGCAUUUACGAAAUUACUCUACAAUCUACCAUCAAAUGUUACGGACUUAACUUCACCAGGGACAAUAAAUUACCGGGAUGACAAGAGCAAAACCCGGUGGAAUAUUUACAAACAAUUUGAAAAAUUAUCGGAGCUUUACGGAUUGGGAGGAAGAGUCUGCCUGCUGAAAGCGAUAUGCCAAGUAACUCACACCCCCUUUGACCACAACCACGGUCUGCUUGGCCAACUUAUUCAGACAUUCUUAACGCCCUCAAGCACUGCCGAGUCUUAUGAGAACCACGAGGAUCAGGAAUACCAUUCUGCGGAAAAACUCGGCAGGCACGUGGGCGAAUUCUGCCACGCCCUAUAUCCGGAAUGCACAAGAACCGUGCUAGACGUAUUUUCAACUACGACGGAGCUUUUCUGAAGAAAAAGGCCCUUUAUUCUUAACUCUACGCUGCGUAUAAAACCAACAACUUUAUUAAUUUUUAUUCCAUCUUGUAUAUUUAUAUAUUUAACUUGAUGAUUCCAUAAACUUUUAUCCUUCUACCCGGUUGUGUAACUGCUACAUCGCUAGAACAUCUCUUGUAUUCCGCCACUGCAUUCCUCCCGGUACUUUCAUUUGCCAAAACCCCGGAUUCAUGAAAUUCUUCGGACACUGAAACAACUGCUGUGAGAUUUCAGCUAAGA